Punica granatum (pomegranate) is the source of this 2883-nucleotide messenger RNA. The record is from RefSeq and is a predicted model, not a curated record. NCBI's taxonomy places the organism in Eukaryota, Viridiplantae, Streptophyta, Magnoliopsida, Myrtales, Lythraceae.
CUCUGCUCAGCUCCGGGGAGAACCCGACAAUGGCGCUCACACAGCAGCUGCAGCACUUCCCUGCUUCAGUCUCGGUCGUCGUCUCCGGCAAGUGCAGCCCAGUUCCCCGGUUCCCCAAAUCUCACUUGUUCCUGUUUUCCUCCAAGUCCUCGAAACCUCUCUGCCUCUGUGCAACUCCACCCUCCUCUGCUUCCCCCAUUUUCCUACCUUACCUCCAUGAACAGGACCAAGACGGAGAACAAGCUGAACCGGAAGAGGACGGAGUAGAGGGAGGAGACGGUGAAGUCGACGAAGAAGACGAUGACGAUCCGAUUCGCCGGUUCUUCAAGUCUCGGGCUACCACUCAGGACCCGCCACUCGAAGCUCGAUUCUCCCUCCAGAAGAACCGCCGCUCCUCCUGGCGCCUCUCCUCGUUCGACGGAGCGGAGGAUGAAUCAGACACCGAGUAUGCUUCCACGGCGGAGAAAUGUCAAAUGAGGUCUCUGGAGACAGCACUCGAAGAGGCCUCGGUGUCGUUUCAACUUCCCAAGCUUGCUGUCUUGGCUGACCUGAACGUCGACCCUCCCGUUUCCGAUGGCGACGACUCUGUCCCGAUUACGGUGCCGGACAUCUCCAGAUUGAUCACUGAUGAAAACAGCCAGAAUAAAAGAAUUGUCAUCUCUAAAGAGUCUGAUACUGUGGAAGCUGAGGUUAAAAAGCUGGGUAAGCCGGGGAAAUGCCGGCCAAGGAUCAGUAAGAUAGAAUGCUCGCCUGAUUAUGGAGGUGAUGCAGAGUUGGACCAGCACGGUCAAGGGACACCGUCAUCUAGGGAAGAAAAAGUUAGCAGUCUCAAAACUGGCUUAGUUCACGUUGCAAGAAAGAUGCCAAAAAAUGCUCAUGCUCAUUUCAUACUCGGAUUAAUGUAUCAGAGGAUGGGGCAACCACAGAAGGCAGUUUUGGCAUAUGAAAAAGCAGCAGAGAUCUUACAACGCCCUGAAAGUGAAAUUGAUCGACCAGAGUUGCUUUCAUUGGUUCAAAUUCAUCACGCACAGUGCAUUCUGUUAGAAAGUUUAGGGGAUAAUAGCUCGGAUAAAGAACUUGAGCCCGAUGAGCUGGAAGAAAUUAUUGCUAAACUAAAGGACUCAAUGCAAGCAGAUAUUAGGCAGGCUGUUGUGUGGAAUACCCUAGGCUUGAUACUCCUCAGAAGUGGCCGCUUGCAGAGUGCUAUUUCAGUGUUAUCAUCUUUGUUAGCUGUUAUUCCUGACAAUUAUGAUUGCCUUGGAAACCUUGGGAUUGCACAUCUCCAAAGGGGAAAUCUGGAGGAAUCAGCUAAAUGUUUCCAAGAAUUGAUCCUGAAAGAUCAAAACCAUCCUGCUGCCUUGAUUAACUAUGCAGCACAUUUACUUUGUAAAUAUGGUUCCACUGUUCCAGGUGCUGGCGCAAAUGCUGGUGAAUCUGGUUUUGUUGAUCAGACUACUGCUGUGAAUGUGGCGAAGGAGUGUCUGCUUGCUGCUCUGAAGGCAGAACCUAAAGCAUCACAUAUAUGGGUGAAUCUUGCUGAUGCAUGUUAUGUGGCUGGUGAUUACAGGAGUUCUUGCAAGUGCUUGGAGAAGGCUGCGAAAUUGGAUUCGAAUUGUUUGUCUACUCGAUAUGCUGUUGCUCUUCACAGAGUGAAAGAUGCUGAAAGGUCUCAAGAUCCUAGUGAUCAGUUCUUAUGGGCUAGAAAUGAAAUGGUUUCAAUUAUAAGAGAUGGAGAUACUUCUUCUAUUGAAGUUUCUCUAGCCUGGUCAGGGCUUGCCCUGGUUCACAAGAUCCAACAUGAGAUAACUGCAGCAUUUGCAAACAGACAAUCUGAUAUAAUUGAUGUAGAAGAGCAAGCCAUCUACAGCCUGAAGCAGACCAUAGCAGAGGACCCUGACGAUGCUCUGCACUGGCACCAGCUCGGCCUUCAUGGUCUUUGCAGCCGACGAUUCAAAGAAUCGCAGAAGUACCUCAAAGCUGCAGUUGCCCGCUUCCAAGAAUGCGGUUGUGCUUGGAGUAACUUAGGUAUCUCAUUGCAACUAUCUGAGGAGUUAUCACCGGCUGAGAAAGUAUUCAAGCGGGCAUUAGCUCUGGCAAGACCGGAGCAUGCUCAUGCGGUGUUUUCCAAUCUAGGAAAUCUCUACCGGCAACAGAAGCAUUACGAACGAGCUAAAGCAAUGUUUGGCAAGUCUCUUGAACUCCAGCCCGGCUAUGCUCCUGCCUUUAACAACUUAGGGCUAGUAUUUGUUGCUGAGGGUCUAUGGGAGGAAGCCAAGUACUGCUUCGACCAAGCACUUUUAUCGGAUCCAUUACUUGAUGCAGCCAAGUCCAAUGCAACUAAAGCAGCUGCAUUGUCUAGGUUGCGUGGGACUAUGCUCUCGAGUAAUCGUCGGGAAUAAAUUGGACUUCAGUGAAGAGGUAAAAGUCGAUAAACCUCCAGUUCAUGCACUCCCUGAAAGAAUCCCAUCUCAGGAGAAGUUACAACUGCUGGAUGGGGCGGGCCCGAAAAUUACUUGCAUUCCAUGAUAUUGUAGCCAUGAGAUUCGCAUGGUGUGAAAAGAGCAUAUUGUGCCCUUGAUCAUUUACAGAGCGAAGGUGAAGGGCGAGAAAAGAAUGGUAGCCUUGGCAAGGUGUUCCCAAGUCAGAUCUCACGAUCUACUUGCUUCGCCUUGCCGGUGGCCCACUCCGGUCAUGGGAUGGGUCAGAGGUGUAGCUGUAUUAACUGUAUAUAUAAUAGGAACCGGACAUUUAUUACAUAAAUGACUGACUACUACUUUUACGAAGCUUCCGGUGUUGUAUGGCAAUCCAAUGAUUUAAGUUAGUUGCAAGUACUUCGCUCAGAGUUAUGACCAUAGUAAAGUUAUCCAAAGGAAGUUCUAUUUA